Molecule: messenger RNA, 2445 nt
Organism: Nerophis ophidion (straightnose pipefish)
Lineage: Eukaryota; Metazoa; Chordata; Actinopteri; Syngnathiformes; Syngnathidae
Gene: snai2
Product: snail family zinc finger 2
Exons: 3
Coding region: 137-922 (261 amino acids)
Biological process (GO): regulation of DNA-templated transcription
Molecular function (GO): DNA-binding transcription factor activity, RNA polymerase II-specific; RNA polymerase II cis-regulatory region sequence-specific DNA binding
Source: RefSeq, a predicted model, not a curated record
ACCGCAACUCUCAGCACUGCUCUCACUGGUUCCAACAUGACUCUCCACACUUGAGCAACGAGGAUUUCCGUCUCUGCACACUCGAGUAACAUCCGUUCGUGGAGUUUGCAGUGGGUGGAAAGUUUGCGUUCCCAAAAUGCCACGCUCCUUUCUGGUGAAGAAGCACGUCAACUCCGCCAAGAAGCCCAACUACAGCGAGCUGGAGGCUCCGACAGUGCUCAUAAUGCCGCAUUUCUACAAGGGCCUCCCGCUGCCUGUCAUCCCCCAGCCGGAGUUCCUGAGCCCGGCCGCGUACAGCCCCAUCACGGUGUGGACCACCAGCAGCCUGCCGCUCUCCCCGCUCCCCAGCGACCUCUCCCCGCUCUCCGGAUACCCUUGCUCGCUCUCCUCCUCCUCCUCCUCCAAGGACCACAGCGGCUCGGAGAGCCCGAGGAGCGACGAGGAGGAGCCGCUGCUGCUCUCCAAGCUGGCGGAGGGCGCGCAGGACGCGGACAAGUUCCAGUGCGCGCAGUGCGCCAAGUCCUACUCCACCUACUCCGGACUGCUCAAGCACAAGCAGCUGCACUGCGACGCCCAAACUAGGAAAUCCUUCACUUGUAAAUACUGCGAGAAGGAAUACGUCAGCUUGGGAGCUCUCAAGAUGCACAUUAGAACUCACACGUUGCCUUGCGUGUGCAAAAUAUGCGGCAAAGCCUUCUCCAGGCCCUGGUUGCUGCAGGGACACAUCAGGACGCACACUGGAGAGAAGCCGUUCUCGUGUCCUCACUGCAACAGAGCGUUUGCAGACCGCUCCAACCUCAGGGCUCACUUGCAGACCCACUCGGAUGUGAAAAAGUACCAAUGCAAGAACUGCUCCAAAACCUUCUCCCGGAUGUCUCUUCUGCACAAGCAUGAGGAAUCUGGUUGUUGUGCAGCACACUGAACACAAGGGAUACUCUUUUUCCACUAGGAGACUCAUUUUUUUUUCUCCCUGCUUGUGGGUUUUUGGGUUUUUUGUUUUUUUUUGGAAGCGGGGAGUCUUCAGUUUACCUGUGCUAUUCAUGCACUUUCCGCAUGCCUGCAAUCUUCCAAAUGCCUUCCCUUUUGCUCUGACAGAUCAAUUCAAGGGGGAAAAAGCCAAGGGAAUACUGAAGCCAUUGUUACUACUUUUUAAAGGCCUACUGAAAUUAGAUUUUCUUAUUUAAACGGGGAUAGCAGGUCCAUUCUGUGUCAUACUUGAUCAUUUCGCAAUAUUGCCAUAUUUUUGCUGAAAAGAUUUAGUAGAGAAUAUCCACGAUAAAGUUCGCAACUUUCGGUGUUAAGAAAAAAGCCUUGCCUCUACCGGAAGUCGCAAACGAUGACGUCGCAAGUGUGAUGGCUCCUCACAUCCUCACAUUGGUUAUAAUGGGGGCCUCCAACAAAAAGUGCUAUUCGGACCAAGAAAACGACAAUUUUCCCAUUAAUUUGAGCGAGGAUGAAAGAUUCGUGUUUAAGGAUAUUGAUAGCGACGGACUAGAAAAAAAAAAAAGUUAAAAAAAAAAACGCGAUUGGGACGGAUUCCGAGGUUUUUACACACAUUUACUAGGAUAAUUCUGGGAAAUCCCUUAUCUUUCUAUUGUGUUGCUAGUGUUUUAGUGAGUUUAAUAUUACCUGAUAGUCGGAAGGGUGUCUCCACGGUUGUGUUGACGUGAAGUGUCUCAGGGGUCUCGACGGCAGCUGCAUGGACGGCACAAGCUCAACUUUUCUCCGGUAAGAAGCAACUUUUUAACCACAAUUUUCACACCGAAACCUGCUGGUUGACAUUCCGUCUUGAUUCAUGUUCGCUUGACCGCGCUCUGAUCCAUAGUAACGUUUCACCUCCAGGAAUUUUAAACAAGGAAUCACCGUGUGUUUGUGUGGCUAAAGGCUAAAGCUUCCCAACUCCAUCUUUCUACUUUGACUUCUCCAAUAUUAAUUGAACAAAUUGCAAAAGAUUCAGCAACACAGAUCUCCAAAAUACUGUGUAAUUAUUCUGUUAAAGCAGACGACUUUUAGCUGUGUGUGUGUGCAGCGCUCAUACUUCCUAAAAACCCGUGACGUCUUGCGUACACGUCAUCAUUACACGACGUUUCCAGGACGAAACUCCCAAGAAAUUUAAAAUUGUAAUUUAGUAAACUAAAAAGGUUCUAUUGGCAUGUGUUUCAAUGUUAAUAUUUCAUCAUUGAUAAAUAAACUAUCAGACUGCGUGGUGGGUAGUAGUGGGUUUCAGUAGGCCUUUAAUUAGGAAGGGGAAGAAAAUUUGCACAAUCGUUACAAGAGAGAUUGCCAUAGUCCUCCUUUAAAGUGCCUCCGUUUUUUUACUCUUUAUAUAAUUUUUUAUAUUAUACCGAAUGUAAGCGUGACUGCGAUGAUUGUACAUCUGUGUUGUUGUGUUUUUUUACCCUCAUGACACUUUGGCUAAUAAAGUCUCAUGGCUUUUUGUAGAAA